AGGAUGAGGGCUCAUGAUGCUUUAACUACAGAAAGUGAAACUGCUUGACAGAAGUCGACAUUUCAAAGAACAAAGAGACCCCUCUCCACCAAACACCCGUUGAGCUUUUUAAACUUCUGACCUGACCCCAAUAAUGCCCCGAAACAACAAUGAUGAAGAUGAUGACAUAUACACCAGACGGCUACGAGGAGGACGACACCCAAUAGAUUUCAAAGUUUCGAGUGACAUCAAUGAGAAAUUACUCAAGAAAGAAACAUGGAAAAGCAAAAAAGAGAUUACAAGAAAGCCAAAUGUGAGACUUGCUUCAGCUGAAGUUGAUGUCGUGGAUGUUAUAAACGUCAUCGACACAUUUGACCGACCAGGAUAUGCCGAUGCAGAAUCCAAAUAUGCUCGAUGCUCGAAUUAUGCAGUAGCUUUUACAGACAAACCAGGGCAGAGAAUUCCCAAAGCUGGAGCUCACGCAGAAGCAGGAGUGGGUCGAGCUCGUGCUGAAUUCAGUGUGUUUGAGGCAGAAGCCAAAGGUCCAAACGCCUCGGCCGGUGCUGAAGUCAGUGUGGUUGGAGUCGGAGCGAUGGCUCGAGCUGAAGUUGCGAGCGCAUGUGCCAAAGCCGGUCCGGUUGGUGUGAAGCUGGGGCUCGGAGUGGAUACAGGAGCAUCUAUUGGUCUGGGUGGAGUGGAGCUCAAAUUCCUGGGAACUGGAGUCUCAAUCGGUCCAAAAACCAGCGUUUCUCUAAUGGGUUCAGAAGUGUCAUGUUCAGUCAUGUAGGCUAAUCAUACAGAUAUUAAUCAUUUUUAUAUGUUCACAUGCAACAAUUCGCUACAGAGCUAUGGAAACAAAAGCAGACACCUGAAAAUAUGUGUAUUAUACAUACAUAUAUUUUUUAAAUAAUGCAUUUUAAAGUUAAAACAU
Molecule: messenger RNA, 910 nt
Organism: Triplophysa rosa
Lineage: Eukaryota; Metazoa; Chordata; Actinopteri; Cypriniformes; Nemacheilidae
Exons: 2
Coding region: 134-766 (210 amino acids)
Source: RefSeq, a predicted model, not a curated record